Medioppia subpectinata is the source of this 660-nucleotide messenger RNA. Lineage: Eukaryota; Metazoa; Arthropoda; Arachnida; Sarcoptiformes; Oppiidae. The record is from the annotation of a GenBank genome assembly.
AAUGCGUUCAUCGAGACUAUGGCUACGGGUCUACAGUCUGUGUCUGUAAUGCCAAACAUUGCGAUGAUUUGGAUCCGAUUGAGAAGACACCCAAAGGUGUGGUCACUGUCUUCGAGACGAGUAAAAGUGGUCAUCGAUUCGACAAAACGGAACUCAAGUUUGGAUCAAAGUCUGCGAUCAGAGCCGCAAAAUCGCAGACAAUAACUGUCGACAAAAGUAAAGGCGUUUAUCAGAAGAUCAUAGGAUUCGGCGGUGCGUUCACAGACGCCGCCGGACUUAACAUCAAAACACUUCCCCAAACUCUUCAAAACCAUAUAAUUAACGACUAUUUCAGUGAAUCGGGAAUUGAGUACACUUUGGGACGGAUACCGAUCGGGGGCUCAGAUUUCUCAACACAUGCCUAUACUUAUGACGAUAAAUUCAAAGACGAUUUUGAAUUCAAACACUGGAACCUUACCGCAGAAGACAUCGAUUAUAAGUUACCAUAUUUGAAAAGUGCAUUAAAAACCAGUCUGAACAAGGUGAGAUUCUUUGGCAGCACGUGGUCGCCCCCGGCGUGGCUUAAAAACAACUCAGAAAUAAUUGACGGCGGCUUUAUUAUUGGACAACCCGGUGGCAAACAUUACAAAGCCUACGCCAACUACCUUGUUAAGUUAGCAA